This is a messenger RNA of Stylophora pistillata, 913 nucleotides long. RefSeq names its product putative skeletal organic matrix protein 5. NCBI's taxonomy places the organism in Eukaryota, Metazoa, Cnidaria, Anthozoa, Scleractinia, Pocilloporidae. The record is from RefSeq and is a predicted model, not a curated record.
UCUACAAGGUGAACGCCGGUAACCUUACGUGGAAAACAACAUGUAAGAUGAGAGGCUUUUCUCGAUGCGGGGAUGGAGUAUGGGAACUGGUUAUGAAAGUCAAAAAUUGGAAGCAAACGUUCCACUAUGAUUCACCUCACUGGACCAGCCAAGCUUCUUAUGUAUCAGCAGAGAAGGAAGGAGCGUUCAAGCUUCCCGGAUAUUGGCUCAGAAAUUUCACCAGAAUAUGUGUCAUCAUGAACUUUGGUGCAAACCCGUCGAUUAACCACACAGCCAUAGUGGUGGACUACAUUGGGCAGUCUCUGUAUUCCGUCAUGAACAAGGGAAUUCAGAAAACAUGGCCCGAAGACAUGUCCAGCAUCACGACUCCAAUCAAUAUUGAUAAGAGCUGCUUGGAAAAAGGUCUCAACAUGCAUGGGUCAUCCCCAUGGAUGAUCAAGUCACGUGUUGGAGUCGCGUCUCGACCAAAAAAGUGUGCUUUGCCAUAUAUGGUACGAGGCGUUGGUAUUGGCUCACUACAAAGACCUAAUAUGAAUUGUGGAGAAAUCAUCAUUAGUUACAAAGAUAAUCCAACCCAAAACUAUUCGAUACAAUCCUUUCCAGCAUUCUGUAAAAUCUACAUUCAGUAACUGAAGGUAAAGCGAAAGAUUAGUGGUAAAAUUUGAUGUCGGUUGCUGUGAAGUUUAAUAGAGCACAUUUCUUAUCUAGAUUUAGUGGCUACGCUAAUUGCGUUCCACUUUGGACUCUAGCGCUAACCAGAGUUUGAAAAAGGUGACGUUAUAUCCCUGGGGUGUUAACAAGAAUAAAAGACGCAUUCAAAGUACAAAACAGCAUUUAAAAAAGUCAUUUUCAUUUAGGUAUUCGUAAUACACCAUAUAGCAUGUGAUUUGCUUAAAAGUGUAACUUGCUUAGA